AAGAGAUAUUCAAUUAUUUUUAGUUACCUAGCCAAUCUGUUUGCUUGUCAUUAAGAAAGUUGAAUCCUAGUAGGAACCAAAGUUUCUGUCUCAAUAAUAUUGAGUUUGCCAUGAAAGGAUAUUUGAAUACUUGCAUUCUUUUCAAGGAAAAGCAGUAAAAUAUGUUACAAACAGAAUCAAUUAGUACAUUAAGUGAUCAUGAGAAUCAUAUUGAUGAUUUGGAUGGCUCUAUUGUAUGGUCUCAAGAGGAUCCACUUUCUUCCAACGAAAUAUUGGAAUUAUCUAUGCAAGAUCAAACAGAAAAUAACUUAACUGCUUUCUGUCGAUUAUGUGCUGGUCAAACCAGUAAUCCAGUAUAUAUUUAUUCUGAACUUGGAGAAUCAAUGAAGUUGGCACACAAAAUAAGUACAUGCCUGAGUAUCAAGAUUAAAAAAACGGAUCCAUUACCAAAGCAGCUCUGUUUGACCUGCGUCGACAAAAUAAAUUGGUGUGACGAAUUUGACACACAGUGUGUUAAAGCAGAAGAUACUCUGUUGACGAUGCUAAAAGAAAAACGAUCUUUCGACGUCUCUAAUCGCGACAAUCAAAUGUUACUCGAUCGACAGUCGUGUCCCUUAUGCACAGAUGGCUAUAUGAACGUCUGUAAAGACACAUUUCAAGAUGCGAAGGAUAUGGAAUUGUAUGAGAGUGAUAUAAUUCUAGAAAGUAGUGACGAGGAAUGUAGAUUCAACAGCGCGAGAGUCGAUAAGGAGGGCGAAAAUCGUGCAGUUUUGUUACAGUUUCUAGGAAACAGACAGAGAUACUUGAAAUGUGGAGCGUGCAUGAAUCUUUAUCACACUAAGGAGACUUUGGACGAUCACAAGUGUAAGCCUAACGUACAAAGCACAACGAAACCGUACAAAUGUCUCGUGUGCGAUGCGACAUUUACGUUUGAAGAACGGCUGAACUUUCACACACAGUUCCAUAAAGGCGCGAAAACAUUGUAUUGCGAAUUUUGCAAGAUAACUUUCGGCAAGGAGUUGAAGCUAUUUUACCACUACAAGAGGUAUCACUGCAAGGACGUCAGCGUCUCAUGCUUGCAGUGUGGCAAGUUAUUCGAGAAUCAGGAAGUACUGCGAAUGCACAUUUGCGCCGACGGCAAGAAUCGGCCGCACGUAUGCGAAGUGUGUAACAAAGGCUUCUCCGACGGUUACACAUUGAAACGUCACGUAGUGACGCAUCUGCCGGAGAAGCCUUACAAGUGUUCGCAGUGCUCGAAAAGCUUCACACAAAAGUCGAGAUUGAAUAAGCAUGUUGCCGGCCACUGCGUAAUCAUCGAAGACAGUCAAACUGUAUGGAAAUGCUUGCAGUGCGGCGAGACCUUUGCUUCCUGCGACGAUGCCGACGUUCAUUGUCGAGCGCAUGAGAACAGUAUUACCUUGAUCGAGGAACUGCCGGCAUCGAAACUGUAUCAUUGUGAAUUCUGUAACAGCCACUUCAUCGACGUGGCCAAUCUGAGAACUCAUCAGAGCCGCCACGUCGUUGAAAGACCGUAUACGUGUAAUGCGUGUAAUACCACUUACAAAUCGUUCGCGGAAGCUAUUCUACACUGGAAGGAACAUCCCAGACUAUUGAAGGUGCUUGUCGUCUUUCUGUGCGACGUUUGCAACAAAGACAUGAAGGAAUUGUCCCUGCUGUACAAGCACAAGCGAAAGAGGCACGAUUAUACCUCUAGACUAUCCGAAUCGGAUGGCGCGAAGUUCGUCUGCGAACUUUGCGGAAAUGUAUUCGACAGCAGCGAGGAAAUGCGGGAUCACGGACGAGAUCAAUGUUCCAAAUUUCCCUGCGAUAUUUGCGGCAGUCUACUGCCUACUGCGAAUUCCCUCAAUGCACACAAGAGGAGACACAACGGAUUGAGGCCGUAUGUCUGCAACAUUUGCGGCAAGAGUUACACUCAGUCCAGUCAUAUGUGGACUCAUAAGAGAUUUCACAUGGGUGUCAAGCCGUACGCGUGCCAAUACUGCGACCAACGUUUCACGAUAAAGCCGGACCUGGCGGAUCAUACCAGGAAGAAGCACACGCGGGAGAGGCCGUUCAAAUGCGACGUGUGCCACAAGGCUUUUCUCACUGGCUCUGUUUUCUAUCAGCACAGACUGAUACAUCGCGGUGAUCGUAGAUAUAAAUGCCACUAUUGCGAAAAAGCCUUCACCAGGACGGAAGCAUUGAACAAUCAUAUCAAGAUACACACCGGGGAGAAGCCGCACGCGUGUGACGUGUGCGGCAGAUGCUUCAGACAAAAGGGAGACAUGAGGAAGCAUAAACGCACCCAGCACAGCUCACAAGCCGACUUGCAAAACGCACUGUGAAAAAGAAACUCUCGUGUUUUCGAGUACUUUGAUUAUUCAGUCAUUGUUACAGACAACUUCAUUAUGUUGACAUUCACAAUAUGACUCGAUAAAUGGAGUAUAGUUAAUAUUGUGUAUUUUAUUGCAUAAUUAAUAUAACCACAAUCCAUUCUGCAAGUAACAAAAUGCAGCAGAAUCCCAAUUUACACCGCGAGCAUCAGUUACAUCACAUCUGUAUUAUAAUUUCGUAUUCAACAAUGUAACAGUAAUUGCACAUGCAAUAUGGGUGUUACAUUUACAUUGUUAAGUGCGAAAUUAAAUCUAAAUGUAAUGUAAUUGAUGCUUGAGAUGUUAAUUGAAAUGUAAUGUUAAAGUUUGAUGAUAUUAGAAGUAGAAUGAUAAUGUAAUAUAAAAACGUAGAUAAAAAAUAUAUACACAAGAUGUAAUUUAAGAACAUUACAUUGUGUUCUUACAUUGUAUUAUUUAUAUUGCAUAUUGUUAUUACUAUUUAUUUACUACGUUUAUCCACGAUUCGAUAAGUAUGUUGAUCAUAUUGUAUAUAUUGCAUAAUUGUUAUGACAAGUCCUAUUCUACAAGUGACAAAAUGCAGCAGAAUAUAAUGUUAUAGUCUAAUGGUUGUUAGGAGUAGAAUAACAAUGUAAUGUGAAAAA
Molecule: messenger RNA, 2995 nt
Organism: Odontomachus brunneus
Lineage: Eukaryota; Metazoa; Arthropoda; Insecta; Hymenoptera; Formicidae
Product: zinc finger protein 2-like
Exons: 3
Coding region: 162-2345 (727 amino acids)
Cellular component (GO): nucleus
Molecular function (GO): zinc ion binding
Source: RefSeq, a predicted model, not a curated record